AGGAGACGACACAACACCAAAGCGAGAAAAACCCAAUGUUUUUCCUUCAGUAAAGAAAUUCCUGCAUACAUACAUAUUCCGUCAUUUGUACUUGUUUGAUCUUAGGAAAGAGGAAUCGAGGAGGCAAGAUGUUUCUCUCUCGUCUCCUCCGUAUGGAGGUGCCACUGCCAAGGUUCACCAAAGAUCGCUUCUAUCGACGGUUCAACAUGAUGGAGGUGGAUCGCGCGUCGUUCUACUAUUGGAACCUCUUCAGCAUCGCCGUCACAACACUCCCUCUUGCCUAUAUGGCAACGGUGAACUAUCGAUUUUGCGAAGAAUCGGUGAUGAUCUCGGAGCGAAGCAGGGGUGGCCAGUUGCCUUCGGAUGUUGAUCGCGGUCUUUUCAACUCGGAGAAGCUUACACGAUAAACGUCGACUUCGAGGUAGUGAAUGGGUCUCUCCGGGUGCUGGAGCAAGACUGGUGUUGUGAUGUGCUUUGCAUGUGGAUUCCAGAACGUCAGUGAUGGGUCGCUAAACUUUCUAGGAGUUUCGUGUAAAUAUUCUCUUUUUUAGUUACAGGAGCUUAGGUUUGUGUGGCGCGGCACCCGCACAUCGCCUUCGGGGAAGGAGUGGCGACCUACCACGAUUUAUGGUCGAAGCUGUGUUGACGACGGGUUGUGCUCUGCCGGUGUCAUCAGUAACUGCCCAUAGUUCUACCGUGAGAACCCCGUCGUCUUCCCGGUGCAGCAUAUGAUUAUUGGCUGCCCUGUGUGUACGGUCGUUCCGUGUGACGUAUCAUGUGCAACCAUCCACCAUUUCCCGGCGUUCGAAAACUGCUUCCACCCGGGCAGCCCAGGAAUAAUUAAGCUAUUCUAUGCCGUA
Toxoplasma gondii ME49 is the source of this 860-nucleotide messenger RNA. RefSeq lists its product as hypothetical. The record is from RefSeq and is a predicted model, not a curated record. The coding region runs from base 129 to 407 and encodes 92 amino acids. The transcript is spliced from 3 exons. Lineage: Eukaryota; Apicomplexa; Conoidasida; Eucoccidiorida; Sarcocystidae.